GCCGGCCCAGGGGGAGGGACGCCCGCCCCGGCCGCUGCGCCCCGCGCCCGCCCGCCCCCGGUUCCUCCGCGCGGCGCCCCUGGCUGGCCGGACCCCUCCGGGCCCUUCCCCUCCGGCCGCCGGACUCUGCCCCGGGGGAAUGGUCUGCGGGCCGCGCUGUGGGAGACAGGAAGUGAGGCAUGCGCGCCCCAUGAGCGCGCCGCGGCGCGGGCGGGCGAGCGGCGGCGGCGGCCGCGCGGCGGGGCCCCGGGAGGCCGGCCGCUGACGGGCGCGCGGCCCCGAGGAUGCGGGAGCGGGAGCAGCCCUGGCGUGGAUGCCCCCUUCCCUUGGCCUUGGGAGACACCGUUGUUUUUUAAUGGCGGCAGCGGCCGCCGGGUGAGCGAUCGACGUCGGUCCGUCGGGUCGGGAGAGGAGCGCGUGCUCCGGGCGUCCCCGCCGCUGGAUUGCUGGGGUGCUUCUCCUUGCCGACUGCUGCCCCCGUGACGGGAGAAGAUGCCACUGCCGUUUGGGUUGAAGCUGAAACGCACGCGGCGCUACACGGUCUCCAGCAAGAGCUGCCUGGUGGCCCGCAUCCAGCUGCUCAACAGCGAGUUCGUGGAGUUCACGCUGUCCGUGGAGAGCACGGGCCAGGAGAGCCUGGAAGCCGUGGCCCAGAGGCUGGAGCUGCGGGAGGUCACUUACUUCAGCCUCUGGUACUACAACAAGCAGAAUCAGCGCCGGUGGGUGGAUUUGGAGAAACCCCUGAAGAAGCAGCUGGACAAAUACGCACUGGAACCUACCGUGUACUUCGGAGUGGUGUUUUAUGUGCCUUCUGUCUCCCAGCUGCAGCAGGAGAUUACCAGGUAUCAGUAUUAUCUGCAACUGAAGAAAGAUAUCUUGGAAGGAAACAUUCCUUGUACGUUAGAACAAGCUAUUCAGCUGGCAGGCUUAGCUGUUCAAGCUGAUUUUGGUGACUUUGAUCAGUAUGAAUCCCAGGACUUCCUUCAGAAAUUUGCCUUGUUUCCUGUGGCAUGGUUACAAGAUGAGAAAGUCCUGGAAGAAGCUACCCAGAAGGUGGCCUUACUACAUCAGAAAUACAGGGGCCUCACAGCUCCCGAUGCUGAGAUGCUGUACAUGCAGGAGGUAGAGAGAAUGGACGGCUACGGGGAAGAGAGCUACCCUGCCAAGGAUAGCCAAGGAAGUGAUAUAUCCAUCGGAGCAUGCCUUGAGGGAAUCUUCGUGAAACACAAGAAUGGAAGACCUCCGGUGAUAUUCAGGUGGCAUGACAUUGCUAACAUGUCCCACAACAAGUCCUUUUUUGCCUUAGAGCUGGCAAACAAAGAGGAGACCAUCCAGUUUCAAACUGAAGACAUGGAAACUGCAAAGUAUGUAUGGAGGCUGUGCGUCGCGAGACACAAAUUUUACCGACUAAACCAGUGUAACCUGCAAACUCAGCCCGUCGCGGUGAACCCCAUCAGGAGAAGGUCCUCCUCCAGGAUGUCUCUGCCUAAACCCCCCCAGCCUUAUGUGAUGCCUCCCCCGCCCCAGCUGCAUUAUAACGGACAUUACACAGAGCCAUAUGCUUCUUCCCAAGAUAACCUCUUUGUACCCAGCCAGAAUGGAUAUUACUGUCACUCUCAGACAAGCUUGGAUAGAGCCCAGAUUGACCUCAACGGCCGAAUCCGAAACGGCAGUGUCUACAGCGCACACAGCACUAACUCCUUAAAUAACCCUCAGCCCUUCCUGCAGCCCUCCCCAAUGUCCUCCAACCCCAGCAUCACGGGGAGCGACGUCAUGCGACCCGACUACGUCCCGUCCCAUCGCCACAGCGCCCUGAUACCCCCCUCGUACCGGCCGACCCCAGACUACGAGACUGUGAUGAAGCAGCUCAACAGGGGCAUGGUGCACGCGGAGAGGCAGAGCCACUCGCUGAGAAACCUCAGCAUCGGCAACUCCUAUGCAUACAGCAGGCCCGACGCCCUGGUCUACAGCCAGCCCGAGAUCCGGGAUCAUGCACACUUCGCCUCUCCACAGUCGGCCCACUAUCCCUUCAACCUGAAUUACAGCUUCCACAGCCAGUCUCCUUAUCCCUACCCUGCUGAGCGGCGGCCGGUGGUGGGGGCGGUCAGUGUGCCUGAGCUGACCAACGUGCAGCUGCAGGCUCAGGAGUACCCGGCUGCAAACAUCAUGAGGACCCAAGUGUACCGGCCACCCCCACCGUACCCGUACCCGAGGCCCGCCAACAGCACCCCAGACCUGUCCCGUCACCUCUACAUCAGCAGCAGCAACCCGGAUCUCAUCACCAGGCGCGUCCACCACUCGGUCCAGACGUUCCAAGAGGACAGCCUGCCGGUGGCUCACUCUCUGCAGGAAGUCAGCGAGCCGCUCACGGCAGCCCGGCACGCCCAGCUGCAGAAGAGGAACAGCAUCGAGAUCGCAGGGCUGAGCCACGGCUUCGAGGGCCUGAGGCUCAAGGAGAGGACCAUGUCAGCGUCGGCCGCAGAUGUGGCCCCGCGGGCCAUCUCUUCCCAGCCCAGUGUCUUCACUGAGAGGACGAAACAAGAAGAGCCCGAGGAGCGGGAGAGCCUGAGAUAUGGCCAUCAGAAGUCUCUCUCGGAUGCCACCAUGCUGAUACACAGCAGUGAGGAAGAGGAGGACUUUGAAGAAGAAAGCAAGGCCCAGGCCAGCCUCCCCGCAGGUGCCCAGGAGCCCCGGCAGCAGGGCGGUUACUCCCAGGAGCCACCUCUGAGCUGUGCCUAUGCCUCCGUCGGGCCUGUCGCAGGCCCGCUGCACAUCCUCGAGCCCAAGUCCCACAUCGCAGAGACUGAGCAGAGGGUCAGGGACAUCAGCCCUGUCCACCCGAGCGUUGACGCCCGGCGGCCCAGAAGAGAUGGGCUGCUGACGCCCUCCAUGUCCGAGUCUGACCUCACGACGUCGGGGAGAUACCGAGCCAGGAGGGAUUCUCUGAAGAAAAGGCCGGUGUCGGACCUCCUGUCUGGAAAGAAGAACACCGUGGAAGGCCUCCCGCCACUCGGGGGAAUGAAAAAGACUCGAGGAGAUGCCAAAAAAAUUGGUCCUCUUAAGUUGGCAGCCCUGAAUGGACUUUCUCUUUCCCGGCUGCCUCUGCCUGAUGAAGGGAAGGAAAUGCCUUCCCGAGCAACCAACGAUGAAAGGUGUAAAAUCCUGGAACAACGGUUAGAACAGGGAAUGGUAUUCACAGAGUAUGAAAGAAUUCUUAAAAAACGACUAGUUGAUGGAGAAUGCUCCAUAGCGCGGCUCCCUGAAAAUGCAGAAAGAAACCGAUUCCAAGACGUCCUUCCCUACGACGAUGCCAGAGUAGAGCUGGUCCCGACUAAAGAAAACAAUACUGGCUACAUCAACGCAUCGCAUAUUAAGGUUUCUGUCAGUGGAAUUGAAUGGGAUUAUAUUGCCACACAGGGACCGUUACAGAAUACCUGUCAGGAUUUUUGGCAGAUGGUAUGGGAACAGGGCAUUGCAAUUAUAGCAAUGGUGACGGCAGAAGAGGAAGGGGGAAGGGAGAAGAGCUUCAGGUAUUGGCCACGACUGGGUUCCAGGCACAACACUGUCACCUAUGGGAGGUUUAAGAUCACGACCCGCUUCCGCACAGACUCCGGCUGCUACGCCACCACGGGCUUGAAGAUGAAGCACCUGCUCACGGGGCAGGAGAGGACAGUUUGGCACCUGCAGUACACAGACUGGCCUGAGCACGGCUGUCCAGAAGACCUCAAGGGAUUUCUCUCAUACCUUGAAGAGAUCCAGUCUGUUCGACGCCAUACAAAUAGCACAAGUGAACCCAAAAGCCCCAACCCCCCAUUGUUGGUGCACUGCAGUGCUGGAGUGGGGAGGACCGGCGUCGUCAUUUUGUCCGAGAUCAUGAUUGCCUGUCUGGAACACAAUGAGGUGGUGGACAUCCCGAGAGUCCUGGACAUGCUAAGGCAACAGAGAAUGAUGCUGGUGCAGACCCUCUGUCAGUACACGUUCGUGUACAGAGUUCUCAUUCAGUUCCUGAAAAGCUCCAGGCUCAUCUAAGCUCCCACAACUUUUUACAGGGACCCAGUCACGUGAGGCGUUUACAGCUUUAAAGUAAAAGUGCUUGCCUAAUUCAUCCUUUCUCCUCGACACCUGAUCCACACAGCAGUGCACGGGACCUGCGUGAUGCGUACGAAUGGCAGCACGCUGAGCGACACGCAGAGCGCCAGGCUGAAGAGGGGACUGCAGCCCUGGGACGGUGCUGAAGGAGGGCGUGGGCCGAGGGCACUGCCCUGCCCCCGUCUGUCUGAUUUGCAGUACUUGCACACAUUUUGGAGAUUGUGUUUUCUAGACAAUUCUCUAUUUUACUGAAGCUAAGCUGGGCAAUUCUGGCAAUCAUUAAAGUGCAUAGAUUUCUAUCUUUAACUACUUUUUGAUAAUGGAGUUUUAUUUUGUGACUAAAGUAUUUAGGAGUUUUCUUAGAAACUGAAUUUUCUGUGGUGAAAAUCUGCGGAUAAGAGUGGUUCCUGUAUAACUUUGUAUUUAAAACCAUGUUAUUGUCUUUUGUUAUUUUUUUAAAAAAAGCCUUGGGUACUUUGUGGUUUAGUUACCAAACCCAAAACUAUAAGGAGACUAAAAGUGUUAUUUUGAAACACAGAAAGCAUUUUUAUACUCAGAAAAUUUUUUAUCCUAAAACUUCUAUAUAUUUGUAAUUUCUGUAUUUUCCAAACGAGAACUCAACUCAAUAAGACUGAAAUGAGUUGGUUAAUGUAAAGGAAGAUUGGGACUGAAGGCACAUUAUUUAAAAUGUAAUAGAAUAAUCAGGUUUAUUAUUUUUCAGUAUUAUUGUAAACCUAAGUGAGUUUGAUUUUAUUGGUUGCAAAUGAAGUGAAAAACAAUUGCAUAGGAUGGCUUUAAGCACUUUUUUGUUCAAAACAAAAAAAAUACGAGUUUUACUAUGUGUUGCUUUAUAGAUGAGACAGUGACAAUGGAUGUUGUUUCAAAAGUGUUUCUGAAGAGGAGGAUUAAGAGCAUGUAAGAUGACGAGGACAAGAGUAAGUGGAGUGUGAGGUCAAUGCAGGAUGCCUUUGUCUUUACACACACAGUAUUAUCCAUACUCAGACUAAGACUGGGGAUGCAGAGUGGGGCUGAGGCACAUGGGGCUGACUCCACAGAGCUCUCCCCGGGCGUUCAAGGCCCAUCCCUGAAUUUGUUUCUUCGGAGUUUUUCCACCUAAACCUGUACUCCUUAUGAAUAAAUUUAGGUUUACAUUAUCUUUAAAAGAAGCCUUGAAGAGCCUUUAUUUACUUUUGAGUGAAAGAAAGGAACAGUUAAUUUCAUUUCUUCUCUCAAAACCACAGCCCAAAGUUGUCAUCACCAGAAAUUGCUGUGGUAUUUAAGAGGUGCUUGAAUUUUAGCUCCUUAAUCCCUGUAUUUCACUUCUGGGGUCACCAUGGCCACUCAGUCCCCCACUCCCUCCCGUGUAGGUACAGCCUAGGGGACAGAUCCAGGCUGAGUUAAGGGGCAGAAGUAUGCCUGUGGCCAGGCUAAGAUGGCCAGGUUCACAGUUCAUAGAGUUGCUAUGUUCAUAGUUCAUGCUGAACAGGAAGGACAGAUUGGCAUACGUAGCUGGAGAGCCAUCUCCUUCCUUCUUCUGAGGCUAUUAAACGUCACAUCUAGGGCUGUUUCCCCAAAUACAACAUUCUAGUCAGCAUUUUGAUUCCCAUGUCACCUGUAAAGCAGUUUUCCUCACUCUUGUGAACACUAAAUAUCCUUAUCAGCUCUGAGAUAGGAUUUCCUUCUUUAUAGUAUGUGCCAGCCCAAGUUAAUUGCUUGGAACCCAACAACCUAAAAAUAAAAUUAAGAUAGUCAUGAAAAUGGGUACACUUCUCACUUAGGAACAAAAUAUGGAUUGUCAGUCUAAAGUUGCUUUAAAAGUCUUGUUUAAAGAACAACAGACUCAAGUAAAAAUUCUGAGAGACUGCUCCCCAGAAGAAGGGAAUAAGAGUUCAUGGUCGUAUUUCUCAUCUCCACACCAUAUCCAGGACAGGAAUUUUUCUGAAGCUUUUUUUCUUUGAAUGGUACGUUUUACACAAAUGUUUUUCUAUCAGAUUUAAGCAUUUUGAAGUGUCCCAAUGAUAAGAACAUUGUAAAACAAGAAUCUAAUUAAAGAGUAAUAUAUGGUAUAUUUGUGUUCCAGUCGUAAUACUUUGAUAAGUGAAUUUCUUAGGACAAAUUAUAUGUUUAAAUCUGUCACUCUUAAAAUGUUGCAUGUCUGACAUUGCUUCUACGAGCCUAAAUUUUUCAUUGCGGUUAGUGACUAUGCAAGGAUUUCUGAAUAAAAAUCUAUUGCUGGUCCUUGAAAUAAUGUGGUUUUCAAGAGUAAACAGUAGAAUAUGAGGUUUUCCACAUCUGAGUUGAGAAUGUUACUGUCUGCCAAACUGAUACAAUGCUUCAAUGUGCCUUAAUAAUCUUUUAGUUCCUUGCUAUACAUUUUGAUAAUUUUGAUAGGAAGUUAAUAACAUUUUACAAAAAGUAGGUUAUAAACCAGUGUUUUUACUGUUUCAUUUGAUGUCUCUGGCAUCAGCUUUCCGGGUUAGUGGGGUCUUUUGAUGAAAUAUGCAGUUGACAGUUCUAAGCACAGUAAGUGCUUAUUUUAGAAUAUUAUUUGGAGUGUUAUCUGCAGGUAUUUAUUUUCUUCUGGAACAUCUACUGUGAAGCAUUCAGGAAGCCCCAGAAUUUGGUCUUUAAAAUACUUUCACAGGAUGAAGACAGAAGCUAGACCUGUGCUACCUUAGAAACUUCCAGAAAGGGCAAUGUCUGACUAGAAACACAGAAGAGGGAGGGUGUCAUGGGCUCACUGACACUGAGUGACAAUGUGGCAUGGCCCGAUUUUCUGUGAAGCUUUCAUCAGAAGAAUAAAACAGUUACUUCCAAUAGAUUGACAGGUUCACAGUGUUAAGAAAAUUUAAAUGUAUAUACAGUGCAACCACAUAUAAUUAAACUGGAGGUCAGCUGCAACUUGUCAAGAACAGGUUUAUUAUUUGAGAUUUGCACAAAUUGAAACAGGAAUUACUAUUGUAAAUUUAUUUUUUAAAAAAAGGAAAAUUUAUUUGGAGAAUUAGUUCCCAUGAUUAAGACAGUGGAGAAGUCUCCCAGUGAGGCAGGCAUUUGGCUUAGGGGUUAGGAUGUGACUUGGGAUUGUCAUGUCCCACACUGGCGUGCCUGGGUUUGAAUCCAGCUCUGCUCCUGAGUCUAGCUAAUUCCCGGGAGGCAACAGGCAAUGGCUCAAAUAGUUGGAUCUCUACCACUUACAUGGAAGACCCCAACUGAGUUUUGGGCUCCUGGCUUUAACUUGGUCCAGCCACAGCUGUUUCAGGCAUUUGGGGAGUAGACUAGCAAAUGGAAAAGUCUCUGCUACUCUGCCUUUCAAAUAAACAAACACAUCUUAAAGAAUUUCUCUCUUCUAGUCCUGCAAUGGCUAGAAAAAGGCCAAAGCUAGGAGCCUGGAACUCCCUCCAGAUCUCCGACAUGGGUGUGGAGGGGCCCAAGUACUGGGCCAUCUUCUGCUGUUUGUUAAUGGAGUGGAUAGGACUAGAACCAGUGCUUCCAUAUGGGAUGCUGGUGUUGCAAGUAGAGGCUUAACCUGUGCUCAACACAGGCCCUAGAGAGAGAAUUUUUAAGAAGUCACAUGAUAGGUCAUCUAGAGGUUGGAGACUGGGAUGCCAGGAAAACGUUAGUCCAAUGCUGAAGGCCACAGAAUCAGGGAAGAUGAAGGUGCAACUCAGUACAAGGCUGAAAGCCUGAUGCUGCGCUAGGGGGAUGCUGGUGUAAGUCCUGGAGCCUAAAAGCCAGCCAGCCUUGAGUUCUUAUGUCUGAAUCUGUUUUAUGUUGAACUCAUCUGGACAUAAAUUGAGAAUAUGUUCCCCUGCAAAGUUUUAUGUGGAAUAAGCUCAAGCUAUCCCUUUCCAAUUUAAAAUUAAAAAAUAAUUCUAAAUUGUAAGAGGCUCUUUUUUGAGCUGAGAUAGCUAAUAUACCAUACUGUCUACAAUUACUUACAGAAAAUUGAAAAAAAUCAGAAGGCCCAGCUUAAAAGUUUGUGUGUUUGGGGGGGAUAGGUGGAUGGGAAGAUUUUAAAGGGCAUCUCAAGGCAUUCUGGGAUGGUUAAAGGGGUAUCUUUUCUGUAUGUCAGGCAGUUCCCAAAUAAAAUACCAGCUCUUAGAGUUGACCUGUAUAUUGAACUGUGAUAUUGUUUUAUUUUUUUAGAUUUAUUUUAUUUGAAAGGCAGAGUUACAGAGAGGGAGAGACAGAUACGGGGGUGGGGGGAGGUCUUCCAUCUACCAGUUCACUCCUCAAAUAGCCACAAUGGCCGGAGCUGAGAUGAUCUCAAGCCAGGAGCUUCUUCUGGGUCUCCCAUGUGGGUGCAGGGGCCCAAGGACUUGGGCCAUCUUCCACUGCUUUCCCAGGCCACAGCAGAGAGCUGGAUCAGAAGUGGAGCAGCCGGAAAGUGGAGCAACUGGCACAUAUAUGGGAUUGUGGCAUGGCAGGUGGCAGCUUUAACUGCUACGCCACAGUAAUGGCCCCAAUAUAGUAUUAUUUACCUUUAUAAACAGUACUCCCAGUGAGAGAGAGGUCACAUUCCUAACUCGUCCCCCUAAUGCUUACUUAAGGCAGAGGGAGCCUGGAAGGUAAGCAACAAUAGUCCAAACCAAGUUGCUGUAUUCUUUUCUCCAAGGAUCUGCAGGCAGCUUUUCUCCCUACUGCACCCUGGUGGUGAGAAAAGAGGAUGCACUCUCCCUGUGCCAGUCAGUAGCUGACUCAGGGAGCAGCUUAAGUCAGACUGGUCAGUGUUUCAUGGGAAGUAAAUAUCCCAGAAGUAUCCCAGCACUUGCUGUAGAAACUUGAGUGGUGUGUGGGAGAACGGGACUUAAUGAUGAACUGAGCGGGGAUGCAGGCGGGCAUGAAGGAAGGUGAACUGGCAAAACAGCAUUCUGCCUCUCCUACUGCCACUUGCACCAGCCUCCCUGGGAAUGUCAGUGGCUUGGGAGGGGAAGAGUUGGGCCCAGAAGGAGGUCUAGGGUCUGCAGCCCCCAGCUGAGGGAGCAGCAGUUCCAAGGCAAAUACUAAGUGAAAGAGUAUUUCUAGCUCACAUACAUGUGAAUUAAGGUCUGCAUGCACGCGGUAUUUCCAAAAAUGUUAAAAUUAUCCAUAUAAUUUGAAAAGUUAAAAUAGGCCAGGGCUGUGAUAUAGUAGGCUAAGCCUCCACCUGUGGUUCAUAUCCCAACUGCUCCUUUUCCGAUCCAGCUCUCUGCUAUGGCCUGGGAAAACAGUGGAAGAUGGCCCAAGUGCGUGGGUCCUUGUACCUGCGUGGGAGACCCAGAAGCUGCUCCUGGCUCCUGGGUUUGGAUCAGCCAGCUCUGGCCAUUGGAGCCAUUUGGGGAAUGAAACAGCGGAUGGAAGACCUUUCUUUGUCUCUCCCUCUCUCUGUAACUCUACAUCUCAAAUAAUUAGAAACUUUUUAAAAAAAAGUUAAAAUAUUAAAUUUUUAAAAAUCUAGAGUACAUUAUUUUGAUUGGUAAAGAAAGGGAAUAUUAAUAAUAUACUUGGAAUUUAUGCUUUGAUAAUAUAAGUACAAAUAUAAGAUAAGAAAGGAAUCACUGAACUUCUAACUAUAGAACUUAGGGCUGACAGACUGUUCCAGAUCUCUGGAAAUGACUUAUUAGGUAGAUAAAUGUUUUUAUCAUUACUCCCUAACUGCCAUUAAAUGAUUUUGUGAUGUGUCAAAUGAAAGGACCAUUUAAUAUCAGUGAAAUGCCUUGGCUUGAAUCUACAGUACAGUGUAGCUGCACUGCCUAUAGCAAUUUACAAAUAGCCUGAUUUCAGUAUAAUAGCUCUGCAAUUUUAACUGAAUUAGAAGGUGGUUUUUAAAAUGUAGCAAAAUAAUACUUUCUUUUUUUUCAGCUGUCAAGCAUGAAUACUAUUGGCAGUUAAGUGUGCAUGUGUAUUUUAAAUUUACACUCUAAAAAUCUAGUGAAGUAAGCAUAUACAUUGCGCUUAGAAGCAGAUCUAUGCUGCCAGAGAUAUUCACAUGGUUGACUUAUUAUCUGGAUUAGCCAGAAUAUGAAUCUGUGAGGCCUGAGUUUUGGGGUUAGGCUGAUGAGAGACUAGUACUUAUUUAAUGGUGACCUGCUUUCCACUACCAGCUUCUUACUCAUCAGCUGGGAAAAACAAAUUAAUGAGGCAUAUAAGGUUAGCCACUCAUUUCAUUAGAUGCAAAUAUUGCAGGUCGGACUGCUAUCAUAUGCUAAGAGACUAUCCAAUUUUAUUCUGGAAGUUUAUUAGAAGUCACUUGAAAUUAAUGGACCACUAAGACAAAUCUGUUACCCAUGGUAAUAUUUUUGAAAUGUAAUUUAAUCUUAAUUAAGUGUCCUGAAAAGGUUUUGUAUUUUGUUGGAGCAAUACCAGUAUAACACUGUUCAAUCCAACAAACAGCUUAAGAAAAGCAAAUAUUCUUCUGAGUAUUUUUAAAACAGAAUAAAAACAAGUUUAAAAAUAAUACAAAAUCCUUAAACCUAAUGUGAGAGCCAGCGCCGCGGCUCACUAGGCUAAUCCUCCGCCUUGUGGCACCGGCACACCGGGUUCUAGUCCCAGUCGGGGCGCCGGAUUCUGUCCCGGUUGCCCCUCUUCCAGGCCAGCUCUCUGCUAUGGUCCGGGAGUGCAGUGGAGGAUGGCCCAGGUGCUUGGGCCCUGCACCCCAUGGGAGACCAGGAUAAGCACCUGGCUCCUGCCAUCGGAUCAGCGUGGUGCGCCGGCCGCGGUGGCCAUUGGAGGGUGAACCAACGGCAAAGGAAGACCUUUCUGUCUCUCUCUCACUGUCCACUCUGCCUGUCAAAAAAAAAAAAAAAAAAAAAAAAACCACACACACACACAAAACAAAAAAACAACAAAAAACCCUAAUGUGAGUCCAACCAAAAGAUAAAAGAAAAAUGUUCAAUAUUUUGCGACCACUCUUGAUUGGUGGAACAAUACAGGUACUGUAGAAAUAGUUAUAUAGGGAUGAUUCUUAAUGUUUUUGAAAACUGUUAGUAUGAUGCACUUAAGCCCUCUUAUUUUUUUUCAAAUCCCAAAUUAAAGAUAAGCAGCUUAACUUCUAGAAUUAAGCUAUCACAUAUUGAUCAGUAUAUUCAAUUUCUAAGCAACACAUUGAAAAGGAGAGGAAAAUAGCAGUAUUUAUCAACAUAUCAAGCCAAACUUUACAGAUUGACUGGCACCGAGCUGAUACAUGAUUUCUUACAGCUGUGGAGACUGGAAAGUCCAAGGUUAAGGGCCCCCAUCUGUGAGGGCCUUCUUGCUGCAGCACCCCAUGCAGGAGGGUGAGUGGGGGAGGGAGAGGAAGAGGCAGUGCAAGUACAAAACAGGGCUGAAAUGGCUUUAACUCUUGCAAUAAGGAACACAUUCCCAAGAUAGUGACAUCAAUUAAUUACUUAAGGUCCCACCCCCAAAUACUACCACCAUGCUGGGGAUUAAGUUCCCAGCAUAUGAACUUUGGGGGACACAUUUAAACCAUAUUACUAAGUCAAUAUUUUCCAUGAAUAUCUGUUGUACUUAACAGAGGGAAAUAUUCUGACUUAUUACAAAGCUCUACAACUCGGAUGAAGGAAGAAUUACAUAGUAAAAAAUCAAAUUUGCUGUAUAUUUCUGUGCUGUAUUAUUAAAAAGGAAGCAUUCCAAGCCACAUCUAUAGUAAACUUAGCAAAACAGAGAAGGGGACAAGCAUUUAGCCUAACCAGUUAAGACCCUCAAAUUCCGCAUCAGAGUACCUGGAUUUGUUUCCUGGCUGGAGCUCCUGAUCCCAGCUUCCUGCUAAUGCAGACCCUGGUGAUUGGCAUUGGUGAUGGCUCAAGUAACUGGAUUCCAGGCUCCCAUGUGGAGACCUGGAUUGAGUUCCUGGCUCCAGCCCCGACCCAUUCCAGACCACUGCAGGCACCUGGGAAGUGAACCAGUCGAUGGGAGCUUGCUCUGUUUCUGGUCUGCCUUUCAAAUAAGUAAAAAUAAAAAUAUAGCAAGUCUACUUAAAUACAAAUUCCAACAGAGGUUAAUAUGAUUUAAAAUGCUUAACAAGCCUAAAACAAAACCUUGGGGAAAAGUUAAAUAUUUUUUCUUGGGAGAUUGCUGUAUGAUUAAAGCAAUGCACCUUAUAAAAAUGGUAGUAUUAUUGUCUAUUUUCUAGUUCAAAGAGGAAUUUUGUGUUACUGUCUGGUGAUCAAUAAGAUAAAGAUUAUUAUCAGAAGAACUUAAUUCUUCUAAACUGUUACUGGUUUAUAAGAGUGUACAUUUUAUGGGUAAGAAGUUUGAAUGGCUGAAUGUAAUACAUGUGAAAUGAAUAUAUUAUCAUUUAUUUUUUCCAUGAAAAUAAAUAUUCAAAGCAAGAUAUCUGUGUGAAUUUAACAGUGCAAUUAAAGCUAUUUCACAUCUUU
Molecule: messenger RNA, 12446 nt
Organism: Oryctolagus cuniculus (rabbit)
Lineage: Eukaryota; Metazoa; Chordata; Mammalia; Lagomorpha; Leporidae
Gene: PTPN21
Product: protein tyrosine phosphatase non-receptor type 21
Biological process (GO): protein dephosphorylation
Cellular component (GO): cytoplasm; cytoskeleton
Molecular function (GO): protein tyrosine phosphatase activity
Source: RefSeq, a predicted model, not a curated record